This is a messenger RNA of Rhea pennata, 4127 nucleotides long. RefSeq names its product protein phosphatase 2 regulatory subunit Balpha (gene PPP2R2A). Bases 68 to 1411 code for a protein of 447 amino acids. The transcript is spliced from 10 exons. The record is from RefSeq and is a predicted model, not a curated record. Gene Ontology annotation, molecular function: protein phosphatase regulator activity; protein binding. Gene Ontology annotation, cellular component: protein phosphatase type 2A complex; cytosol. NCBI's taxonomy places the organism in Eukaryota, Metazoa, Chordata, Aves, Rheiformes, Rheidae.
CGCCGGCGGCGCCGCCGCGCAGCGCCGAGACCGCCCGACCCGCCGCGGCCGCUAUCGCGAGCCCAACAUGGCAGGAGCUGGAGGAGGAAAUGACAUUCAGUGGUGUUUUUCUCAGGUGAAAGGCGCUGUAGAUGAUGAUGUAGCAGAAGCGGAUAUAAUUUCUACAGUAGAAUUUAACCAUUCUGGAGAAUUACUAGCAACAGGAGACAAAGGAGGUAGAGUUGUCAUCUUUCAACAGGAGCAGGAGAACAAAACCCAGUCUCACAGUAGGGGAGAAUACAAUGUUUACAGUACCUUUCAAAGCCAUGAACCAGAGUUUGACUACUUGAAAAGUUUAGAAAUUGAAGAGAAGAUCAACAAAAUUAGGUGGUUACCCCAGAAAAAUGCUGCUCAGUUUCUAUUGUCUACUAACGAUAAAACAAUUAAGUUAUGGAAGAUCAGUGAAAGGGACAAAAGACCAGAAGGCUAUAAUUUAAAGGAAGAAGAUGGACGGUAUAGGGAUCCUACUACAGUUACAACACUACGGGUGCCAGUAUUCAGGCCCAUGGACCUCAUGGUUGAAGCUAGUCCACGAAGAAUAUUUGCCAAUGCUCACACGUACCACAUCAAUUCCAUCUCCAUUAAUAGUGAUUAUGAAACAUACUUAUCUGCAGAUGAUUUGCGGAUUAAUCUGUGGCACCUAGAAAUUACAGACAGAAGUUUUAAUAUUGUAGAUAUUAAGCCUGCCAACAUGGAAGAGCUGACAGAGGUGAUAACUGCUGCAGAGUUCCACCCAAAUAGCUGUAACACAUUUGUAUACAGCAGCAGUAAAGGAACAAUUCGUCUCUGUGACAUGAGAGCAUCAGCACUCUGUGACAGACAUUCAAAAUUGUUUGAAGAACCAGAAGAUCCUAGCAACAGAUCAUUCUUCUCUGAAAUCAUCUCCUCCAUAUCUGAUGUCAAAUUUAGCCAUAGUGGUCGAUAUAUGAUGACUAGAGAUUACCUAUCAGUGAAGAUCUGGGAUUUAAAUAUGGAAAACAGACCUGUGGAAACAUACCAGGUGCAUGAAUACCUCAGAAGUAAACUUUGCUCACUCUAUGAGAAUGAUUGCAUUUUUGACAAGUUUGAAUGCUGUUGGAAUGGAUCAGACAGCAUCGUCAUGACAGGAUCUUACAACAAUUUCUUCAGAAUGUUUGACAGAAACACAAAGCGAGACAUCACCUUAGAGGCAUCACGGGAAAACAAUAAACCCCGUACGGUUUUGAAGCCACGUAAAGUUUGUGCAAGCGGUAAGCGAAAGAAGGAUGAAAUUAGUGUCGACAGCCUAGACUUCAACAAGAAGAUUCUACAUACAGCCUGGCAUCCUAAGGAAAAUAUCAUUGCUGUAGCUACUACAAACAACUUGUAUAUAUUUCAAGACAAAAUGAAUUAGGUUUGGCAUUCCUAACUGAAGAGUCCACUUCCUGCAUAGUUGAAAUAGUUGAAUCUAGCAUUUGUACCUGUAAACGAAAGAGAAUGAGAGAGGUCCAUUAUGGCACCCCUUUCCAGUGUUUAAAAAUGUGCCAUAUGACAACGCAUUUUUAUAGCUACAUGGAGAAAGCUCUGUUGAUCUGUCACUGUGUUCUUCUCCAUGUCUGCUAGCCAUUUAGGUGAGGAUAGGGCACUUUUUAAUUUAAAUGACUACUUGCACCAUCUUGCCUAAUGGACUAGAUUGGACUGUAUCAACAUUGGUUUACUCCACUUUUUAUGCCUUCCAUUGUGAUGACGUCAAACACAGGGAAAGCCUUCAAUCAUGCUAUGGGAUUUAAUUGUGUAACCUCAUUACUGUAUCAUUUGUGGCCCCCUUUUUUAUUAAAUACAGCUCAUUCUUGCUGUGGCUUGUAGCAUUCCUCCUCCUUCUGGCCUCCUGGACUCCCCCUUUCCCUUUUAUCCCCCUCCACCUAGCCCUGGUGGUGGUGUAUAGAAAAAAAACAAAACAAAACAAAAUAAAGCACAUGAAAUGGGUCCGUUUGGGGUCAGUGGUAAAGGGGGUCUGUGUUGCAACAAAUGUUUUAAUAAACAGUUGACUGUAAUCACUCCUUGCCAUGUCUGGCACCAAAAAAAGAAAAAAUAAGGAGAAAAACAAACUACUGAAUAAAAGUGACAAAGAAUGGAGAAUCUGUUUUCUUUUUUUAAUCUACCUCUUUAUACUCUGUGUUUUACCUUAGAUGCAUGAAAAUAAAAUGAUGUUUUUUGUAAUGAUUUUAACCAGUAUUAAUUAUUUUUCAUGGGAAUGAAGAGAGGGAGGGAUUUCACAAGUAUCUGCAUUCAUCCAUGAAUGAAUGACAAUAAUACCAGCCUUAGUAUGCGUUGACCAUUUCCCUUGCAAAACCAUAAACUGCUGUCAGAUUUUGCCAUAGUCUGAUCUGGUCAGUUACUGCUCAAAUAUCCUUAAAGAGCCUCCGCCCCACACCCUUUCCUCCUAAACUAUUGCUUAAGUUGGAAUGGGAAUAGAAUUUGUAGGUUUAAAAUCCAUUUUAUGAGACUGUCUUUUCAAUAUUUAGUUUUAUCAUGAUUUCUGAAAUGCCUUGUUUUAGGAUACAAUACCUUUAAUGCCUCAUUUAGAAUACAAAGGCCCACGUGUUUUUUUUUUAAAAAAGUUGUUUGAAUUCUUGUCUAGCAGUAUGAUGUUACAUAGUACAAAAUACCAAGUGAUUACAUAGAUAAUUACUACCGUGCAUUCUGAGAUGCUCUAUUUUCUGUAUUUUAUUGCUAUCAGUAACUGAGUGGAAAUGUAGUUUAUCAUGCAAGUGUUUCUCCUGGCUUUUGGCUUUGCAAAAUUAUUGCACUUAAAGAAACUUAAAUGGUGCAAUGAUCAGAAAAUAUGUGAAGUACAGAAGCUGCAUGAAAUAAGUGUUCAUAGUAUUUGAGCAAUUUAAACUCUUAAGCAAAUAAGACUUAUCCAAAGAUGAACUAGAUACUGAUGCUUUAUAAGGCUCAUGAGUUUUUACCUCCAGCUGUUUUUGCUAAUUGUACUUUUCUGUUUACUUUUCCUUCAAGGAAAUGUUUAGAAUGGAGUUUUAAGUCAGAGUGAACUUGGCUGCAAAGAUUUUCACUUUUCAGUUAAUUACAUUUAAAUUAUAUCUGUGGCUUAGUUAUAGGCAGCUAUUAUAAUGCUUCCAUUAUUUGAUCAACUAAGAUACUGUUUCUGCUGUAAAAUUGUGGCUGGGUUAGGGAUUGUUAACAAGACAACUGUUGGAAACAAUUUAAUUUUAUUAAGCUUUUGUGCUGUGGUUUGAAAAAUGUAAAAAUUCAGAUAUUUAUUAUAUCUGGUUCUCUUAAACACGGUAUCUGUCUUGUAACAUGCAUGCCUGACCAUGAGCCUUUUUAAGGAAUUUAUUUUUUUCCCACCUGUUAGCCUUGAAAAAAAUUAGUGGCCCCUUUGCCCUCCCAGCCCCUAGAACAGCAACUUGAAUGCUUCUGGGCCCUAGUCCUAUUUUAUGUAUCAUGUGACUAAUUUUACUCAAAUGAAUAUGCUUCUAAAUAGUUAAGAAAACAACUUGCUGAGUAAUUGUGUGUAUAGGUGUUUACAGGAUCAGGGCCAAGGUUUAUUCACUACCUUAUCACAAGGACAAGAGAGAACUAGUGUGGGUUUUUUUUUUUUUUUUUUUUUUUUUUGCAUCAGAGCUAGUAAAAUUCAUCUCCGUUUUGCGAAGAAGGGCAGAAGUUUAAUUAUUUCUAUUUUGAAGGGAUUGAGGGUUAUAGCAUCAAGAUUGCUGCUUUUACUUACAUGUGUAUCUGUAUAUCCUGAAUGAUGCACUGAAAGGGAAGCCAGGAUGAGAAGAUGAUGUAGAACUGAACAGGUAGACUUCAUGUAGAACUAAGUGCAGCCUUCUAGCAAUACUUCAUUCAAGCAAAACUGCCUCUUGGACCUCAGCAGAGCAUGCUGGUACGCAUUCAGGGUUUUUAAAAGCUAGUCUUUGGGAAAAGUUUUUGUUUUAUCAGUAGCAGUGAUCCCUGACAUGUCACUUGAGGUCUAAUCUAUCCUCACCAAAACCAGCUACUGACUGUGAUGUCAUAGUAUCCAACUAGAUAAAAUUCUCUAAACAUACUGUCCAUUGACAUAUGCUGUAAAUCUUAUAUUUUAUUAAUAAAAAGUAUGCAUAGAA